Molecule: messenger RNA, 2607 nt
Organism: Antechinus flavipes (yellow-footed antechinus)
Lineage: Eukaryota; Metazoa; Chordata; Mammalia; Dasyuromorphia; Dasyuridae
Gene: TSN
Product: translin
Exons: 6
Coding region: 156-842 (228 amino acids)
Biological process (GO): RNA metabolic process
Cellular component (GO): nucleus; cytoplasm
Molecular function (GO): RNA binding; single-stranded DNA binding; sequence-specific DNA binding
Source: RefSeq, a predicted model, not a curated record
GCGAGGACCCCUGCGACGGCUGCGACGACGGACUCGUGGGCGUGAAAAGCGGGAGUCUGGGCGGCAGAUUUUCUGUAGUUGUUUUAUAAACUAGGCUUCUUUCUAUUUGCUCGUUAGCCUUCUCCUAAUCAGUGUUACCCGCUGCCUUCAACAGCAUGUCUGUGAGCGAGAUCUUCAUUGAACUGCAGGGAUUCCUGGCUGCUGAGCAGGACAUCCGAGAGGAAAUCCGGAAAGUUGUGCAGAGUUUAGAGCAGACAGCCCGAGAAAUUUUAACUUUGCUUCAAGGGGUUCAUCAAGGUGCUGGAUUUCAGGACAUUCCAAAGAAAUGUCUGAAAGCUCGAGAACAUUUUGACACAGUAAAAACACAGCUCACAUCUCUGAAGACCAAGUUCCCUGCUGAACAGUACUACAGAUUUCAUGAGCAUUGGCGGUUUGUAUUGCAACGCUUGGUCUUCCUGGCGGCAUUUGUUGUGUAUUUGGAAACAGAAACACUUGUGACCCGAGAAGCAGUUACAGAAAUACUUGGCAUUGAACCUGAUCGAGAAAGAGGAUUUCAUUUGGAUAUUGAAGACUAUCUCUCUGGAGUGCUAAUUCUUGCUAGUGAACUGUCUCGUCUCUCAGUUAACAGUGUCACUGCUGGGGACUAUGCCCGUCCUCUUCAUAUCUCUACUUUCAUUAAUGAGCUAGAUUCUGGCUUCCGACUCCUGAACUUAAAAAAUGAUUCACUGAGAAAACGAUAUGAUGGCCUGAAGUAUGAUGUGAAGAAAGUAGAAGAAGUGGUCUAUGACUUGUCAAUCCGAGGUUUCAAUAAGGAAGCAGCAGCUGCUUGUACAGAGAAAUAGAUUUCCUACUUGUUGACCUUGCUUACCUCUGAUAGUUGCCAGUGAGGGAUGGGAGCUUUAAUAAUCCCUCUCCUGUGGUAGUUUAGAAGAUGCAAAUGCUAAAAACUUCUCUUUAUUUUCUUACCAGUUGCAUGGUGCAGGUAUAAGAAAUGAGACACUUUUUUAAAGGAAAAAAAAAAAGCCUUCAGAAGGACAGAAUUCCCUUUGUUUGAGUGAACCUAUUCUAUAAUUUAGUGUAUUUCAGUUCUGCCAACAGUAGUGACUGCCAACUUCUCGGUAAAAAUAGUUCUCAUGUUAAUCCUGACUUCCUUGACUUAUUGUAUUGAGUGUUUGAUGUCUUGCUUGUACAUUUUUCCCUCUGUGAUAAUUCCUACUCUUUACAUAUCCCAAAAGACAGAUCAUUCAUGCCUGGAUCUGGCAUGAACUUAUAAAUAGACAAUUAAAAAGAAUUUUUAUAAAAUUAAAAAAUAUAUAAAACAUGCUUUCUGGUUAAAUAAUGCUUUUGUUAAUUCAAGUCCUGUGAAUGAAUUGAGUGUCAAAAGUUUUAUAUGGGAAGUAUUUCUUAAGUAUUCUUAAUAUUUGUAAAAAUAAGAUUUGAUUUGCAUAAUCAAGCUAGAAAUUAUUUGAGAAGGUGAAGUGUCUAUAUAGGUGUUAGUUUUUGGUGAUUUUUUUUGGACCCUCUUUAAAGGAUGCUAUUAGGCUCAAACAAAAAUUUAAUCUUUAAAAAAACCUUUGCAUUUUGAUGUUGCCAGAAUGAUUCAUUUUCAUAAGAAUUACCAUAAGAACAGUCUGUUUUAAGUUAUAAUCACAUGCUUCAUAUGAUAGAUGCCUAGAUGACAAAUCACAUUUCUAGAAAUAUCAUCAUUUGUUUUUGCAGAAAUUUAAAUAUUUUUUGCAGAAAUUUACAUAUUUAUAUUACAUAAAUGAGAAUUCAAUAGCUUGUACCUUGUGUAAAAGAAAGGUAUUACCCUUAAUACUGUACUUGUGAGGUAUGAUUAAUCUCAAAUUGAAUGCCAUUGGUUUCCUAAGUACCAGUAUCAGAUUUUAGAUUGAUGAAUUUUGGUACAUUAUUUCAGCUUUCUCUUUUUCAAUUGGUAGGCUGAAUUAAGGAUACACUCCAUCAGUUAUUCAUGGAUGUAAUGAAUGUUAUUAAGACUUUAACUAUACUGCUUAGAGUUAAUUGAAGGAAAGUUGUCAUUCUUUAUACUUGUAAUACAAAGUAGUUAAUAGCCUAGAGGUUGAAUAAUAGUCAUUCUGUUUGUAACAUAGAACAAACACAACCAUAAUUUAAAUUAAGGAUUUUGGCCUUUUUGCUAAGGAAAAUAGAAACAGUGACACAAGUUAUUAUAGAGAUUAAUUUAUAAACUGUUGACAGCAUAUAAUUUACAGACUAUUGACAGCUGUGAAUUUUAAAGAUAAUCAAUGGGAAACAUUUUUGAGAACUCUUUCAAAAUAGUGGAUUGUAGAAAGGUCUGCUUUAAAGGACUUAGAAAGAUGCUCAGGCAGGUGAAGCAAGGCAUUUAAAAUAAUAUCACUAUCAGAUCUGAAAAGAAAAGGCUUUUCACUUACAUGAUCUAAAGAAGAUGGGGAGUUGAUAUCAAAUUUUAAAAAAAUAUUGAUUCUGCUUGAGAGUGUCCAAAGUUCUGUGGGAAAAAUGCAUUCAAAUGGGAGGACAAGUUGAUUUUUGAAUGUGUGUUUUGUUUAUUUGUUUUGCUGUAUUGCUGUCAUAUAAGAAAUAAAUUUUUUUUAUUAUUUGUAGUGGUAA